Messenger RNA from Eurytemora carolleeae, 909 nucleotides. It is a transcript of the gene Tfb4, whose product is annotated as general transcription factor IIH subunit 3. The record is from RefSeq and is a predicted model, not a curated record. Gene Ontology annotation, biological process: regulation of DNA-templated transcription; nucleotide-excision repair. NCBI's taxonomy places the organism in Eukaryota, Metazoa, Arthropoda, Copepoda, Calanoida, Temoridae. Gene Ontology annotation, cellular component: transcription factor TFIIH core complex; transcription factor TFIIH holo complex.
GAAGUUUCAGUAGAAUCAUGAACUCUGUGAUAACAUUCUUAAAUAGUCAUCUCAUGCUACAUUCAACAAAUAGAAUUGCUCUCCUAGCUUCACACUCAUCAGGUUGCUCCUACCUAUACCCUGACCCUUCAGAAGAUACUGAGCUUUUACGACAAAGAGACGGUCAGUAUGAAGUGCUGUAUCAGGUUGAAACUGUUGUUAGAAGGAGACUUAAAGCAGUUCUUUCAAGGGAUAUGAAUCUGGGAAGUACAGCGGGUGCUGAAUCUUUAUUAUCUGGAGGACUGGCUAUGGCACUAACCUACAUAAAUAGAGUUAAGAUGAAUCUCUCCCCGGCAGAGAAAAUAAACCCCAGGCUCUUAGUGAUUUCGUCAACAGGUGACAGUGCUGCCCAAUAUAUAAAUUAUAUGAAUGUAUUCUUCACUGCUCAGAAACUAAGCUACCCCCUUGAUGUUUGUAUGCUGGGGACAGAUUCAGGGUUACUUCAACAAGGCAGUGAUAUCACAGGAGGGGUGUACUUAAAGGUUGAGAAUAUAGAAAGAUUACUACAGUACCUAGUUUGGAUGUUUCUUCCUUCUCCUCCCCUCCGUAGUAUGCUAGGAGCUCCACCCCCUGUCAAGGUUGACUACCGAGCCGCCUGCUUCUGUCACAGACAGCUGGUUGAUGUUGGAUACGUUUGCUCUGUCUGCCUUUCAAUAUUCUGCAGGUUUAACCCUGUGUGCACAACUUGUCAUUCUGUAUUUGCUCCUCCUAAAAUAAUACCUAAAAAGAAGAGGGACGGAGGAAAGAAGACGUGACGAGCUGUUUUCACGAAUCAAUGUCGACCGCCGCAUUUUCUCCUAAAUUCUCCUAAAAUCUCAUCAAGCAAUUUUCGUUAAUUAUUCUCCGAUGUAUGAAUACUUUAUUUUCAGA